Messenger RNA from Fundulus heteroclitus (mummichog), 5462 nucleotides. Its product is annotated as sodium bicarbonate transporter-like protein 11. Bases 169 to 2730 code for a protein of 853 amino acids. Gene Ontology annotation, cellular component: plasma membrane; basolateral plasma membrane. Gene Ontology annotation, molecular function: solute:inorganic anion antiporter activity. The record is from RefSeq and is a predicted model, not a curated record. Gene Ontology annotation, biological process: transmembrane transport; monoatomic anion transport; monoatomic ion homeostasis. The transcript is spliced from 20 exons. Lineage: Eukaryota; Metazoa; Chordata; Actinopteri; Cyprinodontiformes; Fundulidae.
GGAGGACAUUGAGCUGUUACACAUUUGCUGUGACCCUGUUCCCAUUUACCUGGAUGCUUGGCUUUGAAUCAACACCUGCUGCAGCUCUUACAAGAUAAUUUUGAAUUUUAAUCUCUGUUUCAAAGAACCUCUCUCACGUCUUGCCUGAGCUGAAAAAUUCCCAGCCUAAUGAAGCCCAAAAAGGAAGUACAGGAGAUGCCAGAAGUAAUGGCGAAUCGGUAUGCUGAAGAGGCUCCAUCCACUGGGAGGUCUAAGAAUGGAUAUGUUUUCCAGGAGAUGGAGCUGAAGGAUGGGCAGAAGGAGGAUUCGGAGCAGGACUCACCUACCACUAUCAAAGAUGACAUAUAUGAAAACGACAUCCAGAUCAGUGUUUCAGAUGCUGAAGGUCCUGGGUAUGGGCUUUUAAACACAACAAGAAAAUAUGUAAAGCCCAUGAACUUCCAAGAGGAAGUGCGUGCCCACAGAGACUUGGACAGCUUUCUUUCUCAGGCAAGCAUCCUUUUGGAUGAAAAAUCUGCUACUCUGGAUGAAGUCCUGAGGCGAAUGAUCGCUCACAUGGUGGAGGAUGGCCAUGGCAGCUGCAACGUAGAAGAGGUGAUGAACUCGUUAUUCACAGAUGCAGGAGCCAGAGAUAUUAAUGUUCACCUUCUGACUGAGACUAUUCAGGGUGUGACGGCUACGUCAACCGGUAUUCAUUACCAGCAAUCCUGGCUUUGUAUUCUGUCCAAUGUGAGAAACCUGCAGAGGCGUCAGGUAUGUAUCACCCGCCUGGAGAGGCCGCAAAACUGGGGAGUCAACUGUUGUGAGGCCCGUUACGUUAUCUUAAUCCUCGCACCGCCAAGAACGAAAAGCACCAAGACGGCUGUUGAACUGGGUAGAACAUUCGCCACAAUGUUCUCCGACAUUGCCUUCAGACAGAAGCUGCUGGAAACCAAAACCCAGGAGGAGUUCAAACAGGAACUGGUCUCUCAGCGACACCAGCUCUCUGUAGUUGAUGGGAAGAUGGUCACGGAGGAAGUGGAUGACUCAGACCCACGGAGAGGAAAAGCACUCCAGUGCAGACAUUUCUUCAAAGCUGGUAAAGGAGUUUACGAUGACCUCCGUCGGAGAUUGCCUCUUUAUCCAUCAGACUUCACAGACGGUCUAACAGGGAAGGAUCGCUGUUUACUGAAGUAUACCACCACUGCUAUCUUCCUCUACAUUGCCAUUCUUCUGCCUGCAAUUGCCUUUGGCUCUCUGAAUGAUGAAAGCACAAGAGGGGAAAUAGACGUUCAGAAGACCAUUGUUGGCCAAAGCAUCGGAGGAGUGAUUUACUCUCUGUUCGCUGGUUCACCUCUGGUCAUUCCUCUGACCACUGCACCAUUGGCCAUUUUCAUCAGCGUUAUCAGGGGCAUCUGUGAUGACUACGGCCUCGACUUUGAUGCUUUCUAUGCCUGCAUCGGUUUAUGGAACAGCUUCUUCCUUAUCCUCGGGGGCUUAUUCAAUGUCAGCCUGAUGAUGAAACUCUUCAAACGCUCAACGGAAGAGGUCAUUGCACUAUUCAUCUCCAUAGCUUUUGUUGGGGAUGCAGUGAAAGGCACUGUCAAAAUUUUUGAACACUUCUACCAUGGGCCAACACUGGCAACCACAAACAGCACAGUGGUGCUUCAGCAGAUUAAUGAGAUUCUGGAGAAGAUCGAGAACCAGACAACAACCGUGCCACAGUAUAACACGUCACAUCAAACAGAGAAAAUGUUAGUGUUCUUGCCGGAGACACUGGUGGAAUGCACCAGAGAAAGGCCCAUUCUCUGUCUGCUGCUCAUGUUAGGGACUUUGUGGCUGGGCUACGCACUCUACCUCAUCAAGAGGAGCCCAUAUCUGAACGGUAAAAUCAGAGAGGUGGUGUCUGACUGUGCUUUACCUAUCUCCGUGGUGAUAUUCUCCUUCAUUGGCUCCUAUCUUUUCAUUGACAUACAGCUUCCUGUUUUCAGUGUCCAUGAUGGUCCAAUCUUCAAGUACCCUGCAUUUGAAAAGCUGUCAGGACUGACGGCUCUUAGCGCGGUCGGACUAGGUUUCCUCCUUGCGCUGCUAAUCUUUAUCGACCAGAACAUCGUUAUCUCACUGACACACGUACCAGAACACAAGUUGUUAAAAGGUACAGCGUUCCACUGGGACUUAAUGCUGACUGGCUUCAUCAACAUCCUCAUGUCCUGUCUGGGGUUGCCAUGGAUGCACGCUGCCUUUCCUCAUUCCUCCCUACACGCCCGUCAGCUUGCCAAAGUGGAACAGCAUGUAGAAAACGGACACCUCUACACAACGAUCGUCAGCGUCAAAGAGACGCGUCUGACCUCACUUGCAGCAAACAUCCUGAUCGGCCUGUCUGCAUUCAUGCUACCCAUUCCUCUCCAGUGGAUCCCCAAACCUGUCCUCUAUGGCCUCUUCCUUUAUAUUGCAGCCACUUCGCUUGAUGGGAAUCAGAUGGUGGAUCGCAUGACCCUGCUGCUUAAGGAGCAGACAUCUUAUCCUCCCACCCACUACAUACGCCGUGUGCCUCAGAGAAAAGUGCACUACUUUACAGCUCUGCAGAUGAUCCAGCUGAUCAUCCUGUGUGCAUUUGGGAUGUAUCCUCUCCCCUACAUGAAGAUGGUGUUUCCGCUGCUGAUGAUCCUGCUGGUCCCCAUCAGGACCAACGUGCUUCCCAGAGUGAUUGAUGCCAAAUAUCUGGACAUCAUGGAUUCGCAGUACAUGUAGAGCAACUGGACAACCUUGUGAAAAGAUUGAAAAGAGAAAGGAACAGACUGAAAGGUUAAUUACUGUGUUUGUAACCACAACAUGCUCACAAGAUUUCUCCUGAAGCACUUUCUGGUGACAGGUCUGCCACUUAUAGAUUUCACAGGUUUUCCCAUAAAAUCCACUAUAACUGUAACUGGCUUCAGUAUUAAACAUUUAUAGGUAGACGUAAAGAACACAUCUGCAUGCAGACAAAUCUGUGAGAAACCUUUGAUGAGCCAGUGUAUAUCUUUAUCAUUUUUUUAAGUAAAUAAAAAUGUUGAUUGUUUAAUUCAAGUAUUGUGUUUUUCAAAGGAGAGCCACUGCUGCGUAGAUUCACAUGCUGAUAAGGCAACAUCUCAACACGUAAAAAUGAUCACCUCUCUUAAGCAAAUGUUCCUUUUACUAGAUAGUUGUGAAAACUUUCAUUCUGUGUCACAUAAUGUGCUGUAUGUUGUCAUGACUGUGUGAUAUGCCAAAGCAGCUUAAUGUGGGGUCAAAUAAACCCUUUUUAACAGAACUGGUUUAACACAGUUUUUCACAGAGAAAAAUAUGUACCGACUCUUUCAUUGCCACAUGGGCUUUAGGGCGAUCACAGUAAUGUCACACAGCAGGGUUCCCACAGCUUAGAGGAAGACUGCUGAAAGUAUUUUGAUUUGAAAUGCCACCAAUAGAUGGCAGUGGAGGUUCACACCCCAGAUGCUAAAAUUCCACCCCUCACUGUGUGUACCCACUAUUGUAUUACAGAAAAAAAGAACAUAUUCAUGUACGCCUUCAUCUUGUAAAAGAAAUGAUAAUGGAGUUAUGACCACCCAGUUAUUAAACAUGAGUGGCUUCCCAAGGUCACUGGGUUUGUAUAAUCAAACAUCCAAUUUGUUUCAUGUAUAUAUUUUUCUUGCAUAGCCUCUUUUGUAAACCAACACCUGCUUUAUUUGUCUGUUUUCAUCAAAACCGUCAUUCUCAUAACAGCCCCUGUUUUCUGCUUUAACAGUCUGCUCAGUGUAUAUUCUCUCUGUCUCUCUCUUUCUCUCUCUCUCUCUGUCUCUCUUUCUCUCUCUCUUUCUACAAGACAAACACGUGACUGAUGUGAACUUGUUCCAACCAUAAUGUGGGUUUACAUUUGUUUGUUUUUUUGUAGAGACGGGUGACAGUAAGUGUUUGCUCUGAUUUAAUGGAUCUGUUAUUUUAAAAUGGGUUUUGUCUUUGUUGAAAGAAAAAUAUCUAGUUUUACAAUAAGUCAACAUAUUAUUGAAUUCUGUAUCCACGCUUAAAAUGCCAAACGAUAACAAGAAUGUGAAAUCCUAAUAUUCACAUUUUGAAGAAAAUAUGACAUUACUUGAAAAUCUAUUAAAUCCUGAUCUGAUUUGAAGAAGAACCUGAAGGUCAUGGCAACAUCUUUAAAAAGUUGGAAUGACUUUGUGUUGCAUUUUUCUUCUGUCAUGUAGAGUUAAAAAAACAAUUAUAUCCCCACUACGGCUUCAUCCAAAGUAUCAUGGGUUCAGCCAUCUGCUUUAUAAUAUUAUAUAUGACCUUUAUUUUACCAGGUUGAGGUUGAAAUAUAAAAUUGUGUAAACAGGUCAGUUUUGUACACACAAGGACUCAUAGCCACUUUGUACUAACCCUUACUUAUUAACACCUCUGGCAGAUUUAAACAUAUUCUUAUUCAACCAAUAAGCUUGUUUCUGAUAGGCAAUAAGAGAAGACACUCUCAAAGGUUACCAAAAACAGAAAAAGGUGUAAAUCUUUUUUUGUUCGCUUGUAUUAAAACGUGUCAAAAAUUAUUUACACAUAUAACUCUAAACAUCCAAUGGACAAAUCUGUAAUGGCAUUACAGCAAUCAACACUUUAUUAUAUUUGCUGAACAGCUUUUUGAACAAUUUCAUUAUUUACGGUUAUGAGCUCCAGGACUUUUUGGCUGGAAGGCCUCUUUGCCAUCACCCUCAUUUUUAGCCCUUUCACAAAACAUUUCCAUCACAAAUCAGCAAAGAUGAGCUUUCCAUGAUCUCACGUUGACCAUUCAUAAAUCACAUUUCUUUUGCUGCAUGGAUUUGAGAUCAUAGAAAAAGGAUCCAACUGUCCAGGCGGCAGGAAUAGUUCUGUUCUUCAGCCUUUAUCUUCUGGGUUCCCACAUCUCCCCAUUGUCAGACUGCUGAAAGCCUAAGUGUGAGUUGAUGUGCAGCAUUCUUUGCCUGCCAUGUCUGAUCUUGACCAAGUUCUCGUUUUUUCUUGGAUUUCCUUGCCUCACCUUGCCCUUGCAUGGACACUUCAUCAGCUUUUGUUUUUCUGGACACUGACCUGGACUGUUUCACGACCACAAACCUAGCCAAGCCUUUUGGAUCUGUCAGCUAUCUAACCGGCUUCAUGCACUGCUCUCUAACCUCAGUCCUGUCUCCUGUUCACCUCCCGCUGUGAGCAGCCCACUCUUCGCCUCACCACAUUUCUGCAGAGGUUUACAUGCCUGCACCAGGGCUUGAUUAAUUAUUUCAAUAAACCUUUUAAAACACAACACUGUGUCCGGCUGAAUAUCGGGUUCUCUGAUUUUCUGGUGUUGUUUGUCCUGUGUCUCUGUGAUGGACUGUGGAUGCGACCAGGAUGUGUUUUCCCAAUCAUGACUAGAGAACAGUGCAACCCUGAUAAGAAAUAAACUGGUAUACAAAGUGGAUAUAUGGGUUUUCUAACUGUAUUGCUGAAAUAAAGAUCUUAUGUAAAAAAUA